Molecule: messenger RNA, 201 nt
Organism: Cylicocyclus nassatus
Lineage: Eukaryota; Metazoa; Nematoda; Chromadorea; Rhabditida; Strongylidae
Source: the annotation of a GenBank genome assembly
AUGAAAAUGAAGUGGCUUGUCCCCGUCUUACUUCUUGUUCAGGCAAACUACCUUUCGUCCUGCAUUUUUGAUAAAGUGGAGGAGGUUUCCGGUCGCAUUGAACGAACUUUCAACAGCGAUCUGAAUGGUGAAGACUGUCCUUCAAGGACAACAUUUUUCCACUCUGCUAAGUGUGGUGUUCCUGUCGCCAACGUGUCGUAG